AUGUUUUCUACCUUGACUGGUGGCCAUUUGGACCGCAAUGGAUAUUCGUCGCCGACCCUGAGCUAAGCUCGAAAUACAUCACCACGGGUCAAUCACUACCCAAGUCUACCCUGACAUCCUCAUAUGUCAACAAACUUCUCGGCAAGGACAACAUGGUGUCCAUCGACGGGCCGAAAUGGAAGAUGCUGCGGUCCAUCUUCAACCCUGGCUUCGCAGCGAGCCAUUUGAUGUCCUUGGUACCGUACAUGCUCGAUUCCACUCUGAUUUUCGUCAACGCCUGCCGUGAGAAGGCCAAGACCAACGAGCUGUUUCAGCUGGACAAGAUGGCGACGAGAUAUGCUAUCGACAUCAUCGGAAAGGUGGCCAUGGAUACGGAUUUCAACUCCCAGAUCAGGCCUCAUCCCAUCGUCGAGACAUUUCGCCGUCAGAUUGUGUUACUGCCCGCCACGAGCAUAGGGCCAUUGGAUGACCUCAAUCCCCUUCGACCCUUCCAGCUAUGGUGGAACACACGCAAGCUCAAUAGAUUGAUUGGCAAGGAGGUCGACAGGGAAAUAGCCGCUCGAAGUAGCGCGGCUCAGGCCCAAACCAACGGCCACGCAAGCAAGCCCGUCUCAUCCAAGGAACGACGACGCAGCAUUCUCGACCUCGCACUCGACGCGUACGAGAGAGAAAAUCCCGCAUCAACAACCCAAACAGCCAGCUUCAGCGCCGCUUUCAAAGACACCCUGGUCGACAGCCUCAAGACGUUCAUCUUCGCGGGCCACGACACAACGUCCGCGACCAUCUCCUACACCAUGUACCUGCUGCACCUGCACCCGGCCGUGCAGAAGCGCGUCGCCACGGAGCUCGACUCGGUGUUCGGGGAGGACUGCACGCCCGAACAAAUCGCCGCGGAGAUCCGGGCGCAGCCACACUCGAUCAACAAGCUCGAGUACCUGAACGCCGUGCUCAAAGAAACGCUGCGAAUCUUCCCGCCCGCGUCGACGCUCCGGGUGCUCUCGUCUGACGACGGUGUCAAGGACUUCUUCAUCGCGGACCCCAAGACCGGGCGCUCCUACCCGAUCCGCGGCUUCGACGCCUGGCCUGUCGCCCACAUGAUCCACCGCAACGAAGCGUACUUCCCCGAGCCCGUGAAGUUCAUUCCCGAGCGGUUUUUGCCGGCCGAGACCCCCUUCCCGGACGCGAAGCUCUUCACGCCUGCGGGCAAGGACGCCUGGCGGCCGUUCGAAAAGGGGCCCCGCAACUGCAUCGGCCAGGAGCUGGCCAUGAUGGAGUCUCGCAUCUUGUUGGCUUGUAUUGUCAAGGAGGUCGACUUCACCGCGGAGUUCGACGGCAAGAAGAUUGACUCCUGGACGCCGAUCGAGACGGUUGAUGAAUACGCCGACGGCAUCCCAGGUGCGAAGAGGCGCACUAUCGAGGGCCACGCCGCGUACCAGGUCCUCAGUGGUGCGGCGAAUCCUGCCAACGCUAUGCCCGGGAGGCUCAGGUUGAGGAGGAAGAUUUGA
Molecule: messenger RNA, 1505 nt
Organism: Exophiala aquamarina CBS 119918
Lineage: Eukaryota; Fungi; Ascomycota; Eurotiomycetes; Chaetothyriales; Herpotrichiellaceae
Exons: 1
Molecular function (GO): iron ion binding; heme binding; monooxygenase activity
Source: RefSeq, a predicted model, not a curated record